Molecule: messenger RNA, 1309 nt
Organism: Diachasmimorpha longicaudata
Lineage: Eukaryota; Metazoa; Arthropoda; Insecta; Hymenoptera; Braconidae
Gene: Lmga
Product: lemming A
Exons: 3
Coding region: 282-536 (84 amino acids)
Biological process (GO): anaphase-promoting complex-dependent catabolic process; positive regulation of mitotic metaphase/anaphase transition; protein ubiquitination
Cellular component (GO): nucleus; anaphase-promoting complex
Molecular function (GO): ubiquitin protein ligase activity; cullin family protein binding; zinc ion binding
Source: RefSeq, a predicted model, not a curated record
GGGAUUGCAGGGGCGAUUGCUGAGGCCUACGGAGUGGUUUCGAUCGCGAAAUGUCCUACCGAUGGCGCAUGACGUCAGCAAACCCCCCUAACAAUGUCUGGUAUACAGUAACCGUGGACCUUCCUCUGUUCCUCUGCAUAUGGGCGCAAUCUUCAGACAUCAACACAACCGAACAUAACCUCUGGCGUCAUUUUGGUAUCACAUAAAAUAACUUGAUUUGUCGACAAUAAAUUAGUCAGCUUUGUUUCGACGUCCACUCGUGAUUAGCAAUUAUUAACAACAUGAAGGUGACAGUGAAAAACUGGACAGGUGUUGCCACUUGGAGGUGGAUAGCCAACGACGACAAUUGUGGAAUUUGUCGAAUGCCUUUUGACGCGAGUUGUCCAGACUGCAAAACUCCCGGUGAUGAUUGCCCUUUAGUCUGGGGACAGUGUUCCCAUUGCUUCCACAUUCACUGUAUCAUGAAGUGGCUGCAUUCUCAGCAAACCAGUAGCUUGUGUCCAAUGUGUCGUCAGGAGUGGAAAUUUAAGGAAUAAAUGAAGACAGGAACGGAAAAGACCUAACACACUGAAACCUCAAAUUUUCAGACAUUUACUAGAAAAAGAUUCAAUUUGACAAGUCAGUCCAAGUAACGUGGACGAGGAGAACGCCAUGGACCGAGGGCUGGGAUCCUUGGAUAUUGUCUGAACGAUAACCAACGAAGCAGGAAGCGAAGGGAACGGCAGGAUUUUUCAAUGGACCUCCGAGGCACCCGAACUACCGGCACCAUCACCUCCAAUUGUAAAUAAAAAGCGAAUAAACUAAGUAUUUUCUUGACGUUAUUGACAAAGUCAUGCACAUUUGCACAAGUUGUUUAUUUUAUUUUAUUAAAUCGAGUAAACUGUCUUCGACGAAUUCUCAGCUUCCAGCUUCCGAACUCGAUCAAAAGGACAUCCAAACAAAUUUUUAAGCCAUUCAAUCAAUUUAGAACAUUGUUAUAAUUCUCGUGGCACAAACAAUUCUUAAAAAAAAUUCAUUCAUGUUUUUAUGUCACUCGAGGGUCAAAAUUACCUCACGCGAAAUUGAUUAAAACAUCGAGCCUUUUCACUUUGUUCCCCCAAUAUUUUUCGAAUACAGCAGUUGAAAAUUCUUGAAACUAUGUCGAAUGAAUAUAUUGUAUCCUGAGUAAUAUCUUUAUUAUUAUUAUCUCAAAUUGAAAACCAACGUUACAAGUAGUAAUAUGAUAAUGAUGUAUAGAAUAUUACUCCAGCUUUUUGUUUUUCAAGGGAUAAAAGUGGAAAUAGUGAAAUAAAAAAUUAUUUAAAUGGUA